AUGCCAAGAGUACUUAUAAGUGAUGGGGGUUCCCAUUUUUGCAAUCAAACCAUAGAGGCGCUGCUUAAGAAGUAUAAUGUCACACAUAGGGUCUCAACACUCUAUCAUCCUCAAACAAGUGGGCAAGCUGAGGUGUCUAAUCGAGAAAUCAAGCAGAUUUUGGAAAAGACAGUUGGACAAACUCAGAAAGAUUGGAGCUUGUGCUUGAAUGAUGCCUUGUGGGCAUAUCGUACAACUUACAAAACACCAAUUGGGAUGUCUCCCUUUUGGCUCAUUUAUAAGAAACCAUGCCAUCUUCUAGUUGAGUUGGAACACCAAGCUCAUUGGGCAAUCAAGACGUUCAAUAUGGACAUAGAUGUGGCUGGUCUUCAUAGGAAACUUCAAUUGAAUGAGCUUGAGGAGAUUCAAAACAAGGCUUAUAAGAACGCUCAUAUCUACAAAGAGAAAACGAAGGCAUUCCAUGACAAGAUGAUUCAUAGCAAGACGUUCUCUAUAGGGCAGAAAAUGUUGCUUUCCAACUCUCGCCUUCGAUUGUUUCUAGGUUAUCCAGAACUAUUUUCCAUUCGUUUGCACCAUGGUGGGGAGCUCAGUCAUGAAUACUAA
This is a messenger RNA of Malus domestica (apple), 603 nucleotides long. Lineage: Eukaryota; Viridiplantae; Streptophyta; Magnoliopsida; Rosales; Rosaceae. The record is from RefSeq and is a predicted model, not a curated record.